Molecule: messenger RNA, 651 nt
Organism: Effrenium voratum
Lineage: Eukaryota; Dinophyceae; Suessiales; Symbiodiniaceae
Source: the annotation of a GenBank genome assembly
AUGGCUCCGAGGCUGGGCAUCCGGAGAUUGGAGCACGCCUCGCAGACUUCUGUUCCGCACCCGGCUCCUUCCGCGGCCCGCGGGAGCGGGCCUGCCGGGUCCGUCGGUACGCCGCGAAGCUCUCCCAUCGACUCUCCCUGUUUCCAGACGAAGGGGAGCCUGGAGAGCCUAGCGGGGCAGUUCGUGACCCCAGGCGCGUCCGCCUUUGCCAUGCUGGCGCCUUCGGAGGCAGCUCCCCAGGUGACUCCUGAGAUGAGCAGGUUCCGUGUGGGCGACCGAGUGCGCGCACGAGUGCCUAUGAAGAUCAGCAACGAGGGCAGAGGCUACUUCAAUGAGGGCGGCGGCUACGGUGUUCCCGACCACCAGCGUGACUUCAAGAAGGAGAAGCAGGAACGUAGAGAGCUCUCCCCAGUCAUUGAGGGCGGCAGCGAGGGUUACGUGGUGGGAAUCAUCACCGCAGGAGAGUGGGCCAACCGUCCGAAAGGCUGGAAAGGCCAGCCCAGGCCUGGCGUCAUGGUGAAUUGGGAUGAGGCCACAUAUCCGCUGGACGUGGCGGAGGAGAUGUUCCUCACAGAGGUGGAGGGGGAGUCAUUGUCGGAGCUGCACAUCCGCCAGCGCAAGAAGAGGUGGCGCAGGGCCAGCGACUUUUGA